Nothoprocta perdicaria is the source of this 679-nucleotide messenger RNA. It is a transcript of the gene MRPL27, whose product is annotated as mitochondrial ribosomal protein L27. NCBI's taxonomy places the organism in Eukaryota, Metazoa, Chordata, Aves, Tinamiformes, Tinamidae. The record is from RefSeq and is a predicted model, not a curated record. The transcript has 4 exons. Gene Ontology annotation, cellular component: ribosome; mitochondrial large ribosomal subunit. The coding region runs from base 1 to 459 and encodes 152 amino acids. Gene Ontology annotation, biological process: translation. Gene Ontology annotation, molecular function: structural constituent of ribosome.
AUGGCGGCGCUGAGGCAGCUCCCUGAGAUUUUCCUCUUUGUUGUUCUUACUCCAAAUCCAGUUCUAGCUGUGCCGCAGACAACCCAGCUUGCUGUGAGAUGCGCGUCUAAGAAAGCCGGGGGCAGCUCCAAAAAUUUGGGUGGUCGCAGCCCUGGGAAACGUUAUGGAGUAAAAAAAGUAGACGGUACCUUUGUGCACGCAGGCAACAUCUUGGCUACCCAGCGGCUGAUACGCUGGCAUCCAGGGGCUUAUGUGGGGAUGGGCCGAAACAAGACCCUCUACGCCCUUGAAGAUGGGAUUGUGAGAUACACCAAAGAGGUCUAUGUCCCUCCACCGCGCAGCAGUGAGAGCAGGGAGAUCAUCUGUCAGCUGCCUAAGGGAGCAGUUCUUUACAAAACCUUCAUCAGCGUUGUCCCUACCACAGAAGUGGGAAGCUUCAAACUGGUGGAUAUGCUUUGAUUUUCCUAUAUCACAUAGGAGCAAGAGGUGGAGAGGAACUGCUGGGACAGAUCACUAGCUGGUCUGGCACCCCAAGACAUCAUGUCCUGGUAGAAUAUUUAUUCCAGCUUGGAAGCUACUUGUGUGGAACUGUGUUCUUGCUUCUAAAGCACACAUGCUCAGUACUUGGGCACUGGAAUCGCCUGCAGGCAUUAUAAGAGUUUAAUAAAUGCUUUUUUUU